Epinephelus moara (kelp grouper) is the source of this 4491-nucleotide messenger RNA. Its product is annotated as cAMP-specific 3',5'-cyclic phosphodiesterase 4C-like. Gene Ontology annotation, molecular function: 3',5'-cyclic-AMP phosphodiesterase activity. The record is from RefSeq and is a predicted model, not a curated record. Gene Ontology annotation, biological process: signal transduction. Bases 501 to 3320 code for a protein of 939 amino acids. The transcript has 16 exons. Lineage: Eukaryota; Metazoa; Chordata; Actinopteri; Perciformes; Serranidae. Gene Ontology annotation, cellular component: nucleus; cytosol; perinuclear region of cytoplasm.
AAAACUUGGGAAAAGGUUUUCCUCAGCAGUGACAUCAUGAACUCUGAUCCGGAUAUCCAGUUGGCCUGUCUGGCCAGAGCAAGACAACAUGCAGACGGACUUAUUUUUUCCCAGAAACUCGUAGCUUACACUAAAAUGGAGUGAGAAUUUAGAUUUUUUUGUCUUCCACCUUUGGCUUGUUGAAAAAAACCAACAGAUCAAAACAAAGGUCAUCCACCUCAGACUGAACCUGGAGCCUCUGAGGGGCACUUAAAUGCACCUUUAGCAUCUAACGGCAGGUUGGACGCCCAGUUUCAGCCCUCUGAAGACUGAGGUGUGGACAGAGUGUGAGCGAGGCGGUUGGCUGGCUGAGUCAGCUCCAAUGGGGGCCGGUUGUGACCCGGUCUGACCCCGGUUUGACCUUGCAGUGACCUUUGACCUCUCCGGUCCUGGCUCUCCACCUGCUCUGCUGCCUGGGUUCCGGAACGCUCCGCCCUGGGGCCCAGAACGAGCCAAUCAGGAUGAAGAAGAGCCGCAGCGUGCUGUCUGUGACUGGAGAAGAGGGUAACAACACAGAUAUAACAGGUGCUGGGGAGAAGGCGGAGUCAUCUCGCUACAGCCGGUCUUAUACGUCUGGGGCUACGUUGGGGGCUGAGCUACGCAGAGGGAGGAGCAGAAGACUUUCAUCUAGUCUCCAGGUACCCUGCUGGCUCCGCCCUCGAGACCGCACUCGUUCACCUGAGGUCCUGAGCAACGUAUCGCGUCCAACAACUCUUCCCCUCCGCAUCCCGCCACGCAUCUCCAUCACACAAGCAGACUCUGACAGUUAUGAAGCAGAAAAUGGCGUAUCACCAGGUCACACUCCGCUGGGUUCGCAGAGUCCAAGCCUCACCCUACACACCUCCUUUCUCCAGAGCCAGAGAAGAGAGUCCUUCCUCUACCGUUCAGACUCCGACUACGACAUGUCGCCCAAGACGGUCUCACGUAACUCCUCCCUUGCCAGUGAAGGGCACACAGGAGAGGACUUCAUUGUCACACCUUUUGCCCAAGUACUGGCGAGUCUGCGAUCGGUACGGAGCAACUUUACCAUUCUUGCCAACGUCUCCACACCGCCAAUCAAGAGGUCUCCUCUGGGUGGUGUGUGCGUCAGUCCCAGGGCGUCACUAUCAGAACAGCAAUACCAGCAGCUCGCCCUGGACACACUGGAGGAGCUGGACUGGUGCUUGGACCAGCUGGAGACCAUUCAGACACACCGCUCUGUCAGUGAAAUGGCCUCCAACAAGUUUAAGAGGAUGCUGAACAGAGAGCUGUCCCACCUGUCAGAGAUGAGUCGCUCCGGUAACCAGGUGUCUGAAUACAUCUCCAGCACCUUCAUGGACAAGCAGAACGAGGUGGAAAUCCCAUCUCCUACCCUGAAAGACAAACCUAUGAGUCACAUCAGCGGAGUGAGGAAACUGUCUCACAGCUCCAGCCUCUCCAGCACUUCCAUGCCUCGCUUCGGUGUCAACACGGACCACGAGGAUGAGCUUGCCAAGGAGCUGGAGGAUCUGGAUAAGUGGAGUUUUAACAUAUUCAGAGUAGCAGAAUUCUCCAACAACAGACCUCUCAGCUGCAUCAUGUACGCCAUCUUCCAGGAGCGGGAGCUGUUGAAGACGUUUCGUAUCCCAGUCGACACCUUUGUCACUUAUGUGAUGACCCUGGAGGACCAUUACCAUGGAAACGUAGCGUACCACAACAGCCUCCAUGCUGCAGAUGUCACCCAGUCCACACAUGUCCUCCUGUCCACACCUGCUCUUGAUGCCGUCUUCACUGACCUGGAGAUCCUCGCUGCUCUGUUCGCUGCAGCUAUCCACGAUGUCGACCAUCCUGGAGUUUCCAAUCAGUUCCUCAUCAACACCAACUCAGAGCUGGCCCUCAUGUAUAAUGAUGAGUCAGUUUUGGAGAACCACCACCUCGCUGUGGGCUUCAAGCUUCUGCACCAGGAAAACUGUGACAUCUUCCAGAACCUCACCAAGCGACAGCGCCAGAGCCUUCGCAAGCUUGUCAUCGAUAUGGUGUUGGCAACGGACAUGUCCAAACACAUGACCCUACUGGCUGACCUGAAGACAAUGGUGGAGACCAAGAAGGUAACCAGCUCUGGUGUGCUGUUGCUGGACCACUACACAGAAAGGAUACAGGUGCUGAGGAACAUGGUGCACUGCGCAGACCUGAGCAACCCCACCAAGCCGCUGCCGUUAUACAGACAGUGGACAGAGAGGAUCAUGGAGGAGUUCUUCCGACAGGGUGACAAGGAGCGAGAGAGAGGGAUGGAGAUCAGUGCCAUGUGUGACAAACACACUGCGUCAGUGGAGAAGAGUCAGGUGGGUUUCAUCGACUACAUCGUCCACCCGCUGUGGGAGACGUGGGCUGACCUUGUGCAUCCAGACGCCCAGGAGCUGUUGGACACGCUGGAGGAGAACAGGGAGUGGUACCUGAACACCAUGCCCCAGUCUCCCUCACCUCCCCCGGACAGACACCUGCAGCACGACCGCUUCCAGUUCGAACUCACCCUGGAGGACCUGGAGCACAACAACCACAACCACAUACACCUGAGGAACAACGGCGGGAAAGAUAUCCACGACGACGACGAUGACGAUGACGACGACGAUGCACACCGAACGCAGGACGAAGGAGAGACUGUGAAAGAAGAUGAGGAGAAUCACAACAGCGAACACAAUGGAGUCCAAGGUGAGGAGGAGGAGGAGGAGGAGGAGGAGGAGGAAGGGACUGGAGGAAAAGAGGUAGAAGAAGAAGAGGAGGUGAAGGAGAACACAGAGGAGGAGGAGGAACAUGGAGAGGAUCAGGCAGAAGAAGACGACGGAGGAGGGCAGACAGAUGCAGCGGAGGACGAGGAGACUAAAGAAGAGGAGGGAGAGACUCAAGAAGAAGAAGGAGAACAGAAAGAGGAAGAGGAGGAUGGUGCAGAAAAUGAGGAGGUGAAGACGGAGGAAGGAGAAGGCGAGGAAAAUUUGGAAAAGGAAGAGACAGAAGGGGAAUUAGAAGGAGAAGGAGGAGGUGAGGGGGAAGAGGAAGUGGAAAAUGAAGAGGCAGAAGUAGAGGAAAAAGAGGAGGAAGAGAAAGAAGAAGAGGAGGCAGGAGAGGUGGAAGAAAAUGUAGUGGAAGAGGAGGGCGAGACAGAGGAGGCAGAAACAGAGGACAAAGCUGAAGAGGAGGUUGAAGAAACAGAAGAUGUCAAUGGGGAAGAGGAGAAUGGAGAGUUGGCAGAAGCAGAGGCAGAGGAGGAGGUGCCAGUUGAGGAUGAAGCUGGAGAAGAAGAGGUAGAGGAAGAAGAGGACAGUUAGUUGGGUGUAAAAACAUAAACAGGGUCAGCGAGGAAAAGUCUCAGAGAGAUACAGAAGUACGUAAAUGGAGCCGGAGAGGCUUCAGCAGUUAGCAGUAAGACUGUCAUGGAGGAGGAUGAAGAGCCGAAGAUGCACUUCUCUCCAGGGUUAACAUGCUCUGACUCAACUACAGACGUCUCAAACUCCACAGCUCGCAGACGGACAGCAAUGGAUACAAAUACAAAACCUCUGCCGAAGCAUACGCCUUCCCGAACAGCCAGAUUGUUGCAGCGUCCUGAUCAACUGGUAGUGAUAGAACGACUUCACGUCUUCAUCACUGAGUAUCUGUACAUCCAUCACUGCCGUAGGGAAUAAAACGGGGGAUAAGAAAAGGGGUGAACCUGUUUUAUCAACCUUUUGUAGCUCCUGAAAAUCUUAAAAAAACAAAAACUGAAAUGCGUACAUGCAAAUAAGUGCGUGCCUGUUCUCCCGAUCUCAUGGACUACUACUCAUCAUCUCUGUCUCGUUUAUGAGGACGAUACACACACACACACACACACACACUGACCAACAACUGUUAAAAGAAUGUCAACUUCCUCUGUUUGUCAGAAAAGAGAAAAAAAAUAAGUCUGGAAAGUGUCUGUUGUCUUAUAUUUACUACAAAAACUUCCCGCUUGUGAACAGGAUGCUGAGAACACCUUCGGGCUCUGGAACAGUUUAACCUCCUCACAUGCUAACCUUAAAGCAACGAUGCUGGAUUCCUGAAUAGUAUCUGGACCGUUUUGUCAAAGGUGGAAACAUCUGCAGUCCAGCUCAAGGGGCUGACCUGUUGUACGUGUCGAUGUCAGUUCAUGUUAACAAAAAAACAAAACAAAACAAAAAAAACCACCCAAUAUUCAUCCCAUCAUGACAGUUUCACCACUCCCAGACUGUGAGUUUGAAUCCCGGGUGAAUCGUGCCAAACUGAUACACGACCAGCACUGAGCAAUUCAGCCUUCCUCCAAACAAGGUGGCUGACUCGACCGUGAAGCAAUGAACUGUGGGACCAGGGUAACGGGUGUGAUGGUCUUCCACAAAUCCCUUUUUUUCUUUCUUUGUUUUUUGUAAAAAUGGUAUUUGGCACUUUAUCUAACACCCCUGUUACAUAUAUGUACAUAAUAAACAUGUAUUUUAAUCUGCUGAUGUCAUAUAA